This is a messenger RNA of Caenorhabditis remanei, 333 nucleotides long. RefSeq lists its product as uncharacterized. The coding region runs from base 1 to 333 and encodes 110 amino acids. Lineage: Eukaryota; Metazoa; Nematoda; Chromadorea; Rhabditida; Rhabditidae. The transcript has 4 exons. The record is from RefSeq and is a predicted model, not a curated record.
AUGGAAGAAGGUGACAUUCGAAUGGAUUUGAAUGUGGGGUACCAAGAUACACAGAGAGAUGAUUAUGAUCCAGAAGUAACUGAUGCUCCAGCUGUACCCCCAUUCAAUCCUCUUCAAACUCCACCAAAUGAAGACUCACAUUAUGAUAAUGCUUCUCUGCGUCGUGAAACAUCUAUCCGAGAAGCGAAAUCAGAUACAGAUCAAACAAGAACAUGCUCAUCACUCAAUGAAAAAUCUGUGUAUAGUCCCAAAACAAAUGCAACCCAAGACAAAUCACUUGAAAAAUUGGAUGAUCCAGACAUGAGAACAGCUCGAGAGGAUUUAUGGAACUGA